Molecule: messenger RNA, 729 nt
Organism: Trichomonas vaginalis G3
Lineage: Eukaryota; Parabasalia; Trichomonadida; Trichomonadidae
Product: proteasome assembly
Exons: 1
Coding region: 1-729 (242 amino acids)
Biological process (GO): proteasome-mediated ubiquitin-dependent protein catabolic process
Cellular component (GO): proteasome regulatory particle, base subcomplex; cytosol; nucleus
Molecular function (GO): polyubiquitin modification-dependent protein binding
Source: RefSeq, a predicted model, not a curated record
AUGUCUAGCGAUCCUAGGUCCAUUGUAAUGAUUAUAGAUAACUCUAGUACUUCGAUAAACGGAGAUUUUUUUCCAACUAGAAUAGAAGCUCAAAGGAAAGCUGUGAAUCAACUUGCAACAUAUAUUUUUUCCUUAAAUUCUAAUUCUCAAGUGGCUGUUUAUACGGCAGGAUCAAAGGAAUUCGGAAUAAGAGUUUCCCUUGUUUCUUCAUCAUCGAAAAUUUUACCAGUUAUUUCUCAAAUUUCAUGCGGCGGCAAUCUCAGAUUAGAAACAUCCAUUAAACAAGCGCUUAUAGCAUUUCAUUUCAUUGAGCAUAAAUGUUCCAAAAGUAUUUUAUGCUUUGUCGGAGGUCCUAAUGAUAUUAACGAAAAUAAUUCACAAAUCAUCGCUCAAAAGUGUAAAAAAGAAUCAGCAGAUUUACAUAUUCUUACAUUCGGAAAUAAUGUUCCGAACGUCCCGCUUUUAGAAAAAUUAGCUAAAUCAGUUUCUCCAAAAUCAAUAUUUAUUAAUUUGCCAAUCGAUUCUGGCGAUCCAUUAGUUAUUAGCGACGCAAUACUUAAAUCGGACCUCGGUCCCGGUGAAAAAAAUGCACGAUUAGAACUAAAGGCCAUUUCCAAUGUAGAUCCUGCUUUAACUCAAGAACUAAUGCUAGCUUUGCAAUCUCAUCAGGCUGGAAAGGAAAUGGAAGAAAUGAACUUGAAAAAGAGAAGAAAGGCAAAGAAAAAAUGA